CGGGGAUAGUAAUUUUCGAUCGAGCGUCAAAAAGUGGUACAACUACAAGAUGCGCGUUAAAACGCUCAGACAGAUAAAAAACCAGCGGGGACAUCGUAACCACCACGGCAGCCACCAUAACCAUCACAGCCAUGUGGCAACCAAUGGUACGAUCGAGGCGCACCAUUUUUCCCCCGAAAGACUAAACGCGUUGGUGAAUUGCAUGAAUCCACCGUACAGAAUGCCGCCACAACCGCUCGGUGCGUACGGUAUGCAGCACGAUCAUCACUCCAGCAUACCGGGGACGGCAUCGACGGAGGCACAUGCACUCAACACACCGCUCCGGACACAUUCGUCCAAGUUUCCGAUCGAACGGGAACUGAUACUAUCGUCCAACAAAAACUCCUCCAAAAUCCCGCUUAUGCAAGAUAACAGAAACACUAGCAUUCCAGCGCUCUUGAAUCGAUCAGCAACGUCCGCAAUAGGGCCCGAUCUGCCGGUGAAACAAACACAAGCAUGGAACCAACCACAGAUGGACGCAAUCCAUUCGGCCGUUUCUGGUUCCAUGCCACGCACGAUCGUGCGCUUCCCGGAAGAUGUGACAGCGCUUGCCGAUCGGGACGGUAGCUUCCAGAGGGAAAAAGACUCCACUACGGUGAAGAAAUCCGUCACCAAGACUUAUCAUACGCUAAAGGAUUUGAUCUCGUCCAAGUUCAAAAAGGACGCUAACGAACAAAGCGAUGAACUGAACAAUGUAACCUCAAUGCUGCACGGCCACCAGUCGAACUUGGAUCAGGGUCAAUCAAGCAGUCAGCAGCAGCAGCAACAACAACAACACGGGGGCAAUAAUCAGAGCGGAUCGUAUAUGUAUAGCUCAGCGUCCGACAAUAACUUGCUGCAGGCUCAGUCCAACAUAAACGUGUGGCCGUCCAGUAGCCAAAGCAAUUCCCCUCUGUACUAUCACAAAAAGUUCUCCGAUCCGGCCGAAGGUUUCAGUGCCUCGAAAGCUCUCUCGCAGCCGCAGCUAAACAUUGGCGAGCAGUCGAACCGCCAGACGCAGCACGUGGUCAGUAUGCUGCCGGCUCCGGUCGACGGAACAGAUAGUGACGAUGGUGGAUUUCGGCAGCAUAGUGCCACUCGACAAACGAAUCAGUCCAUGCCGAAUGGAUCCAGCCAGAGUCAGGGCGCGGUGAUGCAUGGUAGUCGAUCAACGCCUCAGCAGCAACCUGCCUACAUCCAAAACUAUCGGCACAAUCAUGCUCAGCAGCAGCAGCAGCAGCAUCUACAGCAGCAACAUCACAUGUCGUACCAGCAGGCCCUUCAUAACGCUAAACAGCGAGCAGCAAUGGAGAGUGGAUCCAGCUCGAACAUUCAAUCUUCAUCCUACAACACGACCGUUACGGUGGGAGAUCAAAGUACAAGUCAUCACCAUCACCAUCACAACCAUCAUCAGGGAGAGCCGGGAAUGCAAAAGCACACUAUUUCGGUGGACGUAAACAGUGGUUCGUCGGUCAACAUAUCUACCGGAGAGUCGCAUGAUGCUGGAGGGUACGAUAAAAAUGGCAAUCACUCGUCCAACAUUGAUUCUGGUCGUGGUAGUUCCUCGAUGGCUACCGCUAGUGCUGACGCUGUGAUGGAGAAAAACAAAGUCAAAUCGGAUGGUGAAUGGGUCGAUGUAGUUGAUGUGGAACUGCGUAACAUUCUUGAGCCGGGUAUGAAAUCAAUGAAUCUUCGUCCCGAAAGCACAAUGUCAGAAAGUGCUUCUUCGAUGUCUCCACCACUGCCACCGCUCUCUCCCCAUGAAGCAUACAACCAUAGUACGGGGCAAAUUAGUGGCAAUGUCCAGACGAAACCUAACAACGCUAGUAAACUUCAGAAGCAAGAGUACGGCACCGAUACGUACAAUCGGGCAAGCAAAAAUCCACAGCCAAUCGGGCCUUCGAAAGGGCAACCAUCUCCCAACACAAUACAGAACUACAUGAACCAUCUGAAGCUAUCCAGCAAUAAGAAGCAUGAGCAGAACGCCCUGAAAAAGCAUCUGUUCGGUCUGGAUACUGAUGUUGCAUCCGUCACCAAUACGACACGCUCACUGGAUCUCGAAUCACUGCUCGGUGGUCCAUGGGAUGGCGCUCAAUCGGUGUCGGAGUCGGAAACGGAUGGUGGCGGUUUGCAACAAAUUCGCAACCAGCUCGAAGGGCUCGAAACGAUGUACAGCGAAGUACUGAAAAUGCUGGGUAAUCGUAUGGCCACUAACGAGUCUACACUUCGGGCAAAUAGACGUCGACGCCACGGUAGCAUGUCAUCCCUUCCGUCUAGCUCGAUUAGUGGCCGUCCAAUCCGCGAUCGGCGAAGAUUAGACGAACGGCGUAAGGUGCGUGAUAUUAAAGGCAUCAACAAACGGUUUCAGCGGCUGGAAUCGCACGUAGUCACGUUGGCACGCAGUGUAGCCCAUCUUUCGUCGGAAAUGCGCUCGCAGCAUCUCGUCUCACAGGAGCUGGAGGAGUUGCGAAACGAUUUAGCACUGUUGCGCUCACAAUCGAUGCACAAUCUCCCGAUGAACAGUAGUGGCAAUGGCAAUGCUAAUGCAUCCGCUCGAGAACCGAUAAACCUGACCAACCCAAAGCGGGUGAAGAAGCUGACGAAAUUUUUCGGUGAAGAUCCACCUCUGAUGAAACUGUUUCUCAAAAAACUCGGCUAUGAGAAAUAUGCGCCCAUCUUUGAGAGCGAGCGUGUCGGUAUGAUCGAACUGCCCUACCUGGGCGAGGAAAGGCUGCAAAAGAUGGGCAUUCCACUCGGGCCGCGACUGAGGAUUCUGCAAGAGGCGCAAAUAUCGCUGUGUCGCGAUACGACACUCUGCAUCGUUUAAGCCGAUCGGAAUCGUACGUAGUGGACGUGACGUGUGUGAGCCAAAGAACUGAAACAAGCAAACAAGUAUUUUAGACAUUCGUGCGAAAGUCUCUCUC
Anopheles maculipalpis is the source of this 2942-nucleotide messenger RNA. RefSeq names its product basic-leucine zipper transcription factor A-like. Lineage: Eukaryota; Metazoa; Arthropoda; Insecta; Diptera; Culicidae. The record is from RefSeq and is a predicted model, not a curated record. Gene Ontology annotation, molecular function: protein binding. The coding region runs from base 50 to 2845 and encodes 931 amino acids. The transcript is spliced from 7 exons.